Messenger RNA from Sabethes cyaneus, 1029 nucleotides. Its product is annotated as pancreatic triacylglycerol lipase-like. The coding region runs from base 1 to 1029 and encodes 342 amino acids. The transcript is spliced from 2 exons. Lineage: Eukaryota; Metazoa; Arthropoda; Insecta; Diptera; Culicidae. Gene Ontology annotation, molecular function: lipase activity. The record is from RefSeq and is a predicted model, not a curated record.
AUGAGACGCCUGUUUGAAGUCUUUUUCGUCGUCCUACUGGGACAAAAUGCGUUUGCUGGACUGUUGGACAUAUUUAGUGCCACUUCUGAUUACGAUGCCGCCUUUUUGAUGGACAGUUUUUUCGGGAUUGUAGCCAACACUACUAAAUACAUCAUCAAUGGGGAUUCUACGAAUCCAAUCGAGGUGGAUGUUACUUUUUGGUGUGGAAACCGUAAUUCUCCCAAUCUUGAGCAAACUGUGAUAAACGAUGGAAGCUUGAGUUCAAAGCUUGUUACCUCAAAACCGAUUGUUUUUAUCGUUCAUGGAUGGUUGGACAAUCGUAACCGUAACUGGAUUCGAUCGAUGACAAGUGAUUAUUUGCAAUAUGUAGACACGAAUAUCUGUGUAGUAGAUUGGGGAAAUUUGGCUAUCUAUGGCUAUGCACUUGCUGCAAAUCAUACUGUACGAGUGGGCGCGUAUUUGGCGAAGUUUAUCACCUACCUUAAUCAGCAGGGAAUACCGUUGAGUAAGGUAACGCUUGUAGGUCAUAGCAUGGGAGCACACGUCAGUGGCAAUGCUGGUAUGAAUUUGGGAGGCAAGAUUGGGGCAAUCUAUGGUCUCGAUCCGGCUAGUCCCUUGUUCAAAAUGCCAUUUGAUGUUGGAACCUCGAAAAGGCUGGACAAAUCAGAUGCUUCGUAUGUGCAGAUGAUCAUUACAUCUCGCUGUACUUGGGGUGUAUGUACCGGAGAUGGUCACGAAAACUUUUACCCAACCGGAGGAUCAGCUCCGCAACCGAAUUGCGUAAUUCCCUUGUUUUCCAACGCGGAAGCUGCUGAGCCUAUUAUCUGUAGUCACGCUCAUUCGUACACGCUGUUCAGAAUGGCGUUGAAUACUCGCAAUGUCUUCAACGGUAAGCAGUGUUCUACUUACGCGGGAUACUUGCUUGGAUUGUGCAUCUUCAACAAGUCUACAAAGAUGGGGAUCUAUACUAGUCGAGUUGGGGGUGAUUUCUAUCUGAUGACAUCCGUGUUUGAGCCGUAUACAGUUUAA